Molecule: messenger RNA, 1314 nt
Organism: Cavia porcellus (domestic guinea pig)
Lineage: Eukaryota; Metazoa; Chordata; Mammalia; Rodentia; Caviidae
Gene: Psmg2
Product: proteasome assembly chaperone 2
Exons: 8
Coding region: 144-1127 (327 amino acids)
Biological process (GO): proteasome assembly
Cellular component (GO): nucleus; cytosol
Source: RefSeq, a predicted model, not a curated record
CCGAGCCGCGCGGGAUUGUGGGACGCGGUGCGCGCGCCCAAAAACUAGCGGGCGGCUGGCUGGGGACUGCAUGUUGGAUUCUGGUGUCAUCCUCAAGAUCUUGCCUUCCUCAAGCCAGGGCUGCGCUCCUCCGCGCCGAGACCAUGUUCGUGCCCUGCGGGGAGUCGGACCCCGACUUCUCGGGCUGCACUCUGGUGCUGCCAGCAGUAUCUGUUGGAAAUGUUGGCCAACUUGCAAUAGAUCUGAUUAUUUCUACAUUGAACAUGUCUAAGAUCGGUUACUUCUAUACUGAUUGUCUGGUGCCAAUGGUUGGAAAUAAUCCAUAUGCAACAGCAGAAGAAAAUUCAACUGAACUCAGUAUAAAUACGGAAGUAUAUUCAUUGCCUUCAAGGAAGUUAGUGGCUCUUCAGUUAAGAUCUAUUUUUAUUAAGUAUAAAUCCAACUCAUUCUGUGAAAAACUCCUGUCCUGGGUGAAAAGUAGCAGCUUCACUAGAGUUAUCGUUCUUUCCAGCAGUCACUCCUACCAACGGAACGACCUACAGCUUCGCAGCACUCCUUUUCGGUACCUGCUUACACCUUGUAUGCAAAAGAGUGUUGAGAAUAAAAUAAAGAGCCUUAACUGGCAAGAAAUGGAAAAAACUCCAUGCAUUCCAGAAAUGAGUGACUCUGAUUACUGUGUCCGGAUUCCAGGAGGAGGGAUCACAAGAGCAUUGUAUGAAGAGGGAUUUCCUUUCCUGCUUUUUUUUCAUGAGACAGGAUCUCCCAGAGUCACUCAGGCCAGCACCUUGAACCCCAGCAGUCUUCCUGCCCCAGCCUCCAAGUGCUGGGAUUCUGGAGGAGUGCAACACGGAAGCCAGCACGCUGGGCUCAGUGUGUCCCUUGGUGAAGAACUUGAGCGUCCUGUUGCUUGCAGCUGUUCUAAAGAAAUCUACAUGGCGGUUCUGCUGAAGUUCGUUUCCGAAGGGGACAAUGUUCCGGAUGCGCUGGGUCUUGCCGAGUACCUGAACGAGUGGCUGCAGCUCAUCAAGCCACAGAGUAAAGACCCCGCACCGCCCACCUUGCCUUGGAAAAUACCAAGUUCCUGGAAACUACUCUUUGGCAGUGGUCUUCCCCCUGCACUUUUCUGAUCUGCUUUCAGCUCUAUUGUAGUGUCCUGAGACACUACAAACACAACUGUUAAAUAUUCUAUAUAAAGCAGAUUAGGACAUGGAUACUCUUCACAGAAUAUUUCAAAGAAAAAUGGGUUAACCAAAGGCCUUUCAUCAUCUGCAACAGGUGUAAAAUUUGUACAAUAAAACUUUAUUUCCUAAGUAA